CACUGCGCAAACGUGCUAUCGAUACCUUAUCGGUUUGAACGUUAUGCAGCGAGCGCGCUUGCAGCUCCCAACAAAAUAGUUUUUAUUGUAAAGUGCAGCAGUGCAGACGAAAUGGUGCGCAACAAGGACGACGACAAGGAUGAAGCCGUGGCUUGCAGUGCGACCGUGGUUAACAGUAACAAUACCAACAAAGCCAUUCCCAUUUCUCCGAAUAAUGAAGCCAGCAACGUUACACCAGGCACAGGCCCAGUGCGCACAACGGGUCGCGUUAAGAAACCAAAGCAAGUUUACGAUCCAUCCGACAAUUAUAUAUCACGCGUCUCGCGUAAUUCGCUACCGGCGCCAAGCACGCAAUCGACUCCAGAACAGCCAGUUGCUACGCUAAACAACAUUGUGCCAAAAAUUGAGGCAGCAAACGAUGAUGUAGUGCCAUCGACGACAGGAAUUAAAACAGAGGAACCAGAUGACGGUGUGGCAUUGUCAUUCUCACAAUUUGAGCUAAAGCACCAUCUGGAUACAUGCAUGAAAUGCAGAAAGAGUGAGCCAAAGCGUGGCUCUGGCUACAAGAGUAACUUUCUCACCUGCAAAGCGUGCAGCAUGAAAUGGCACUUUGAUUGUGUGCCGAUACAAUUUGAGAUUUUAACAAAUGCCCGUAAGCGCUACAAAUGCGAGAGAUGCCGCCGUUGCAAUGGCUGCCUUACCGGCCGGAGCUCUUCGAGCCCCAGAGAAAUGGUUGUGUGCUGCGUCUGCGUGAAUGCUUACCAUCUUCCGUGCCAUUGGCCCCGCAUACCGCGCUCCAAGUUGACAGAUCCCAAGUGGAGAUGCAGCAAUUGCGAUUGUGACUAUGGUCCUAAUCAGUUCGAUGGCGAGUCAACGUCACCGCCACGCAAGGGCAAGGCAGGUCGAAAGAAACGCAACAAUUCUGACCCUUCUGCCGCCACCAAUGGCAGUAAGAAGCCCUGCGCCAAACAACUGGGAGUCAUCAAGCUUGAGCCGGAGGACGAAAAUAAGCCGGGAUCGAGCUCGUCCAACACAAGCAACAGCUCGGUAGUGCUUAUCCACGAGGUGGAAGACAAGAAAAUAAAAGUAGAACGUCCAACCUCACCCACAGACUCCUUGCCCCUGGCUUCGCUCUCCCUCGCCGUACUUGGCAUAGAGAGAGAGGAAACUAAACCAGUGCUCACCGUGGCCGGUCCCGGGACCGUGCACAGCUGGAGCGUUGAUCAAGUUGUUCGUUAUGUGAAGAGGCUCUAUCCCCACGAGGCAGAAGUUUUCAGGGCUCAGGAGAUUGAUGGCGGCGCUUUAAUGGUGCUCACGCGGCAGGAUAUCAUUGAUCGUUUCGGGCUCAAGCUUGGACCAGCUCUGCGCGUCUACGAGCUAGUAUUGGCCAUGCAGACGGGCAUCGAUGACAUAACUCUCGCUUGGAAUGACUAAAUCGUGUGAGCAUUUCUCUCUAGUUAUCAAGCGUUCUCAUAGAAGCCCAAGCUAAACUAAGUCUUAUAUAUAAUCGAAUUACGUGGAUCUAAAUGUCGUAACUCAAAUGGUAUUCCAACUCUGUCAGGAUAAAUGUAUCCUAUGAUAUCCAUAUGAUAAUCAACUUACACUACACUAUUUCAAUAUCUGUGUAGAUUACCGCUUAUCUAUGAGUGAGUUCAAUGAAAUGAAAUAAAACUAUAGUCAUCAGUGUUGAAUGUAGAAAUAUUACUGUAUU
Messenger RNA from Drosophila busckii, 1711 nucleotides. RefSeq lists its product as uncharacterized. The transcript is spliced from 3 exons. The coding region runs from base 112 to 1434 and encodes 440 amino acids. Gene Ontology annotation, molecular function: protein binding. NCBI's taxonomy places the organism in Eukaryota, Metazoa, Arthropoda, Insecta, Diptera, Drosophilidae. The record is from RefSeq and is a predicted model, not a curated record.